CGGGGAGUGGGCAGGGCGCGGGGGCCACGUGCGGGGGCGGGCCAUGGCCGAGGGCGCCCCGGGGCCGCGGGGUCCCGACCUCCGGGCGGGGGGCGCAUCCUCGGCGAAGGCGACGAUCCCACUCCGCUCCCCCCGCGCCUCCCUCCCCCGGGACGCUCCGGUCGAGGGCUCAGACGGCGACUCCGACACCCCCACCUCAAGCGUGACCCCCAGCGAGGAGGAGGAGGAGGAAGAGGAGGAGGAAGGCCAUCAGUGGAAGGUGGGUGACGCCUGCAGCACCCCCUGGUCGGGGGACGGGCGGCUGUACCCCGCUCACCUGCGGGCGCUGGACCCCGCCACCGGCACGUGUUUGGUGGAGUUUGACGGCUACGGCAACACCGAGGAGCGGGCACUGGCCGAUCUCCUGCCCCCCCGCCCUGGGGCCUGGGGGGGGAGCGACACCCCAGGGGGCGAGGGUCCCCCCUCAUCGUGGGAGCCGCGCCCGGGCGCCAGGAGGAGGAGGAAGGGCGAGCGGGUGCCUUACUCCCCUCAGCCCCCUGAGGUGAUGCCCCCCCCGUGGCCCCCGGCCCCGCCGCACGCCUUGCGGGAGGAAGAGGAGGAGGAAGAUGCCUUGGCCGCGAUGCUGAUGGCCUGGUACAUGAGCGGGUACCACACCGGCUUCUAUGUGGGCCUCCGGGAAGGCCGAGCGGAGGCUCCCAAGCCCCCCCCGAAGCCAGGCCGCAGGCAGAAACAGCCCCCACAGAGCUAGGAGGAAGGCAGCUGGACCCAGCCCCACCUCGCCACACUCCGGCUCCUCCCUCACCUGUGGAGGGGUGUUGUCCCCCCCCCCGGGGGGGUCCUGGCUGCAGGAUUGGGGGGACCAGCCUUUCUCCACCCUGGCUGGCUCUGCAUCAGAGCCCUGGCCUGGGGAGGGGGAGCGGGCUGCAGCACCCUUUCUGUCCCGCCCCCCGUCUGUCCCCUCCUUUGGAAUAAAGCUGUUUGUGAGAUC
Messenger RNA from Tyto alba (common barn owl), 988 nucleotides. RefSeq names its product survival motor neuron protein 1-like. The transcript is spliced from 6 exons. NCBI's taxonomy places the organism in Eukaryota, Metazoa, Chordata, Aves, Strigiformes, Tytonidae. Gene Ontology annotation, biological process: mRNA processing. Gene Ontology annotation, cellular component: nucleus; cytoplasm. The record is from RefSeq and is a predicted model, not a curated record. Gene Ontology annotation, molecular function: RNA binding. Bases 44 to 748 code for a protein of 234 amino acids.